Messenger RNA from Lontra canadensis (Northern American river otter), 1078 nucleotides. Its product is annotated as ribonuclease P protein subunit p29. Gene Ontology annotation, cellular component: ribonuclease MRP complex; ribonuclease P complex. Bases 182 to 844 code for a protein of 220 amino acids. Gene Ontology annotation, biological process: rRNA processing; tRNA 5'-leader removal. Gene Ontology annotation, molecular function: ribonuclease P RNA binding. The record is from RefSeq and is a predicted model, not a curated record. The transcript has 7 exons. Lineage: Eukaryota; Metazoa; Chordata; Mammalia; Carnivora; Mustelidae.
GCAGCGUCUCAGUCUGGCCACUUAGCGUGGCGAGCGAGCUCGGGCGCAAUACCUCCCUCCAGCCCAAACUUUAACGAGAGAAGUGUUGAUGGCCGAGGGCUGCUGAGAAAAGUGAAGAGAGGUAAAGAGUGAGAGUCGCCCGCUGGAAACGUCAUCGGAACGCACCGGAAGCGGCCGGAGGAUGACGAGUGUGAUCUACCAUGCCUUUUCUCAGAAAGAGGCCAAAGAGCUCGACGUUCAGCUUCCGGGAGCCCAGCAAGCCGAGGCCUUCGUGAGGGCCUUCCUGAAGCGCAGCACACCCCGCAUGAGCCUGCAAGCCCGCGAGGACCAGCUGCAACGCAAGGCUGUGGUCCUGGAGUACGCCACUCGCCGGAAGCGCAAGGAGAAGAGAAAGAAAUCCAAGGGCCUCUCUGCCAGGCAGAGGAGGGAGCUGCACCUCUUCGACAUUAAGCCAGAGCAGCAGAGAUACAGUCUUUUUCUCCCUCUGCAUGAACUCUGGAAGCAGUACAUCCGGGACCUGUGCGGUGGUCUCAAGCCAGACACGCAGCCGCACAUGGUUCAGACCAAACUGUUGAAGGCAGAUCUUCACGGGGCUCUCGUUUCAGUCACGAAAUCCAAAUGCCCGUCCUAUGUGGGUGUUACAGGAAUCCUCCUACAGGAAACAAAGCACGUUUUCAAAAUCCUCACCAAAGAAGACCGCCUGAAAGUUAUCCCCAAGCUAAACUGUGUGUUCGCAGUGGAAAUCGAUGGCUUCAUUUCCUACAUUUAUGGAAGCAAAUUCCAGCUUCGGUCAAGUGAACGAUCUGCCAAGAAAUUCAAAGCGAAGGGAACAGCUGACCUGUAGCUCUCUGCUGCGGAGACGGCUGUUUGGGACCCCAAGGACCGGGGACACCUGCGUGCCCACCUUUCAGCGGAGACACGGCUGGGCUGGUUCUGCUUCUAGAUCACCCCCAGCCCAUUAAUACCGGAGUUAAGAACAGUUCAUCAUCCGGGAAGACAUGCGCCUUACUGAGCAAAGUGAGGGAAUGGAGGGGUGUCUUUCUAGGUGACGACGGGUGAGCAUUGCUCCCACUGAGGA